CUUCGUGAGGAUGUGACACCCUUUUUUUCUUUCCUGAACUCAUUUGCUCGAUUGUGCUCUCUUUCUACUACCUUUCCAUCGAAAUGUCUCUACCUCUCAAGAUGACAUCUGCAACCUCCGUCCUCAUGGAAGAGAAAAGGCUGUGUUGAUGGCUCUUUUCUGUAUUAUUAUUACAGUCCACAGGAACAGAUAAAGCUGCCUGAUGAUGCCCAUCGCAUCAAUUGUCCUAUGUAUGAAAUCCCUGCUGGUGUUGAGGAGUCCAAGUCUGCAAACCUUUUGCCAUAUUGAGUGGUGGAUUUUUUCUUCGCUGGUGGUUCGAUUGCCUCAAAUGUAAUACCAGUGGGGGCCAGUGUAUAUUUGGAGAACAUGAUGCCCCUGCUUGUUACUGCAAAGAUGGAGUGCACCCUAAAAAUUGUUCUGAUGGAUCAUCUUCAAAAUCUGCAGGUAGCCUGAUAUGCUCUUUACUGUCGAGUUCUGUUACUAUCAUAGCUUCCACCUUGACCGCACAAAUUACACCAGUGGGCGCAAUAUAAUUUUACUUUCUAUUUGGAAGGACACCUGUACUCACUGAUUUUAUUAGGUGGUUCUGCCCAUUUGUGGAGGGUGUAUUCGCAUAGAUUAGCAUAGUCACCGUAAUGGAACAGGAUCAUGUGUAAGUGCUUUCGUGGUCAACCCAGCCUGUCCUAGAAAGCUGUUUUCCCAGCCCUGAGAAAGUCUAAAAAAAUUGACUUCGUUCUACAUAACUGGACCUAUAUGUGUGGAGAGAAGAGAGGGGGUGGGGGAGAGAGAGAGAGAGAGAGAGAGAGAGAGUACCAGGUGUUCACUUGUGCAUGAUAUCUUCUCCUGGCACAUGUCCUCCAUGGACCAUGGUGCUGCCCAUUAUACUUGUUGAUUUACUUAGACCUACUCUGUAGACAAAACUUAAAACUGCUCUUUGGACCCUCCUUGGUUUGAGGUUUCUUAAUGUUUCACAUGUUGAUGACAAAUCCAGCAUGACGUUGUUGAGACCAUCUUUACCUUCAUGAACCAUCACCCAUGAGUUUUGCAUCUGGAAAAAAAUCUUGGGGUAUUCGGUGCAUAAUGCCUGGUAAAAGGACCAUUUUAUACAUUUAGAUUGAAUGCUUUUUUUUUCCUUUGUAAACUCUUUUAGUACGUGUUAGCAUUCUACAGCUAAGCCUUCCAGAUUUUUUGGGAGCAUGAAGACGGGGAUCAGUCAUUGCUACGCUGCAGGCCUGCAAAAUUUGAUUGUUUCUUUAAUAUGCAAUCAUUCACCAAUAACAUGACGAUACUUUGAAUGUUUGUGCAUUUGACAAAUGGAUUUGCAGCGAGAUGCUUGCUUCCAUUCCUAGCAGUUUGUUAUCGUUUGUAGCUGUUUAUUUUUGACACUUGUUACAGUUGAUUAUCUAUAUAAUGAGUUGUGCAAUGUCUGAAUACUUUAAUGUUUCCAAAUCCAGGAAAUGGCGGGAUGAUCAAAGUAAUUAUAGGCGUGGUUUCAGCUGCUGGCAGUUUUCUCCUGGCAAUCGUAGGUUUCUUCAUCUGGCGCUGUCUUGGUAAGAAAAGAACACCUUCCUCCAAGCGAUUCUUAACUCGAUCCUUUUCGUCCUCCAAAACCUCAAGCACAAUUGACAUGGAAAGCAGAAGCUUCCACCAAAGGUGUGCUGGCCGUGUCACAAUCUUCACAUACAAGGAGCUGGAAGAAGCCACCCACAAUUUCAGUCCCUCAAAUGAGCUUGGUGAUGGAGGAUUUGGUGCAGUCUAUCUUGGAAACCUUCAUGAUGGUCGUAAAGUGGCUGUGAGAAAACUUUAUGAGAACAACUACAAGCGCGUUGAGCAAUUCAAGAAUGAAAUUGCCAUCCUUUCUGGCAUCAGCCACCCAAAUCUUGUUUGCCUCUAUGGAUGCACUUCGCGCCAUAGCAGGGAGCUGCUUUUGGUAUAUGAGUAUGUGAACAAUGGGACAGUUGGAGACCAUAUUCAUGGCAUGCGUUCCAGUGGAGGGCAUCUGACAUGGAAGGUGAGAUUGAACAUAGCUGUUGAAACUGCAGAGGCAUUAGCCCAUUUGCACGGGCUUGAACCACCAAUCAUUAACAGGGAUGUAAAGACCAACAACAUACUACUUGACAGAGAUUUCCAUGUUAAAGUGGCGGACUUUGGCCUGUCACGCUUAUUCCCACUUGACGUGACGCAUGUCUCAACUGCUCCUCAGGGGACACCCGGCUAUGUUGAUCCUGACUAUCACAAGUGCUACCAGUUAACGGAAAAAAGUGAUGUUUACAGUUUUGGUGUAGUACUUGCAGAAUUAAUCUCUUCGUUGCCUGCUGUUGAUAUCAGACGGCACAGGCAUGAGAUAAAUCUUGCAAAUUUGGCCGUUAAUAAGAUCAACAAUCAUGAAUUGCAUGAAUUUAUUGAUUCUUCACUUGAGUUUGAGACUGAUGAGUGGGUGAAUCGAACUGUAAGAGCUGUUGCGGAGCUGACAUUCAGGUGUUUGGUACAAGAGAGGGAAAUAAGGCCAACAAUGGAGGAAGUAUGUUGUUGGUCUUUACAUCCCUGUGAAUGAUUGGUGGUUCAAGCCCGUGCAAAUGGGCUAAUGCCUCUGCAGUUUCAAUAGCUAUGUUCAAUCUCACCUUCCAUGUCAGAUGCCCUCCACUGGAACGCAUGCCAUGAAUAUGGUCUCCAACUGUCCCAUUGUUCACAUACUCAUAUACCAAAAGCAGCUCCCUGCUAUGUCGCGAAGUGCAUCCAUAGAGGCAAACAAGAUUUGGGUGGCUGAUGCCAGAAAGGAUGGCAAUUUCAUUCUUGAAUUGCUCAACGCGCUUGUAGUUGUUCUCAUAAAGUUUUCUCACAGCCACUUUACGACCAUCAUGAAGGUUUCCAAGAUAGACUGCACCAAAUCCUCCAUCACCAAGCUCAUUUGAGGGACUGAAAUUGUGGGUGGCUUCUUCCAGCUCCUUGUAUGUGAAGAUUGUGACACGGCCAGCACACCUUUGGUGGAAGCUUCUGCUUUCCAUGUCAAUUGUGCUUGAGGUUUUGGAGGACGAAAAGGAUCGAGUUAAGAAUCGCUUGGAGGAAGGUGUUCUUUUCUUACCAAGACAGCGCCAGAUGAAGAAACCUACGAUUGCCAGGAGAAAACUGCCAGCAGCUGAAACCAC
This is a messenger RNA of Nymphaea colorata (pocket water lily), 3146 nucleotides long. RefSeq names its product LEAF RUST 10 DISEASE-RESISTANCE LOCUS RECEPTOR-LIKE PROTEIN KINASE-like 1.2. Gene Ontology annotation, molecular function: ATP binding; protein kinase activity. Lineage: Eukaryota; Viridiplantae; Streptophyta; Magnoliopsida; Nymphaeales; Nymphaeaceae. The coding region runs from base 1439 to 2554 and encodes 371 amino acids. Gene Ontology annotation, biological process: protein phosphorylation. The record is from RefSeq and is a predicted model, not a curated record. The transcript has 2 exons.